This is a messenger RNA of Mycena indigotica, 627 nucleotides long. RefSeq lists its product as uncharacterized. Gene Ontology annotation, cellular component: ESCRT II complex. NCBI's taxonomy places the organism in Eukaryota, Fungi, Basidiomycota, Agaricomycetes, Agaricales, Mycenaceae. Gene Ontology annotation, biological process: protein transport to vacuole involved in ubiquitin-dependent protein catabolic process via the multivesicular body sorting pathway. Bases 1 to 627 code for a protein of 208 amino acids. The transcript is spliced from 5 exons. Gene Ontology annotation, molecular function: structural molecule activity; protein homodimerization activity. The record is from RefSeq and is a predicted model, not a curated record.
AUGAAACACUUGGAUUUCCUUGAGAUCUACAUGCUAUUUUUUGUUAAAUCUGAGGCUGCUAAUAAGCUCUAUUUCAUCGGAUUCCUGCUCCCGUCCAUCCACUCCGCGCCGCCGUUUUUCACACAACAACCUCACCCGGGCACCAAUGCGACAGCGACAGAGCAAUGGUCGACGCUGAUACUUGCCUAUGCCAGAUAUCGCAAGCUAUUCCUUCUGCGUGUGGAAGACGCUGAGACUGCCGACGGUGACUGGGCCGAGGUACUGCGGAACGAGAGGAUAAAUCGAAAGAUCCUCCCGUCAUAUCUUACCACGCUCCUCGCCGCGAUGGUGGCGAAGAACCUCGCUGUCUUUGAGCCCGCGGGGCAAACACGCUCUGUUGUGCUCCACUGGCGACUACCCGACGAGUGGGCUGAAGUUUUACACACUUGGGCCAUCUCCACGGGUCAACUUAACACGAUUAUGACAUUCUACGAGAUCACAGACCCGCCGGUCCCCUCCCCUCUAUCCAACAUCCCCAUAAGCCUGUUGAAGAAGACUAUCGGCAUUCUAGCGAAGACGGGGCGUGCGCAGCUGAUCGCGGUGGCGGAUGGAGAAGGAGUCAGGUUUUUCCAGGGGACAGGCAGGUAG